This is a messenger RNA of Vicia faba (fava bean), 492 nucleotides long. NCBI's taxonomy places the organism in Eukaryota, Viridiplantae, Streptophyta, Magnoliopsida, Fabales, Fabaceae. The record is from the annotation of a GenBank genome assembly.
AUGAACGCGGAAGACGCAUCUCCGGCAGCGGCCAUAACGCGGUGGAAGUUCGAGGCAUCACGGCGGUACCAACACAUUCUCGAUAAAUCAACGCCGCACGUGGGGCAGCGAUGGCUGGGUUGCCUCGUGGUUGCGUUGGUUUACGUGCUCCGUGUUGAUCCGGAGAUUCUCGACGCUGAUCAUGGGCCGUCGCUUCCUACCUCCGGUUCGGAAGAGUUUCGGCCGUUUGUUCGUCGUCUGCCGGAGUUUAAGUUCUGGUACUCAAUCACAAAGGCAUUCUGCAUUGCGUUUGUGAUGACUUUCUUCAGUGCGUUUGAUGUCCCCGUGUUCUGGCCAAUACUCCUAUUCUACUGGGUGGUCCUGUUCACGCUUACUAUGAGGAGACAGAUAGCUCAUAUGAUCAAGUACAAAUAUGUACCGUUCUCAUUUGGAAAACAGCGCUAUGAUGGGAAGAGAGCAUCAGCAGAAAGCACUAGACUUUCGGAUGACUGA